Molecule: messenger RNA, 2068 nt
Organism: Cuscuta campestris
Lineage: Eukaryota; Viridiplantae; Streptophyta; Magnoliopsida; Solanales; Convolvulaceae
Source: the annotation of a GenBank genome assembly
GUGCGCAAGAUUAGGGUUCUUAUUCACAAUUUGCAAAGAUUCUGCACUGAAAUCACACUUCUCCAUUUCUGGAUUCAUCGUCUUCGCUCUUGGGUUCUUUGUCAAAACUCAUAUCUCCGGCCGCCUUGGGUCUUAGCUGAGGUGGCGGACUUCACUGUUGAGAAAGCAUUUCUUGGCAGCUUAGUUUGUUCAUAGCCGGGGUCUUUUCAUGCUGAUUUCUUUUAUAGGAUAUGAGUGUUGGUUCUUCAAAUGAUGGAAAUGGGGUUCUAUUGAAAUCUUAGACCGAGUGACCCUUUUGAGCUGUGUACGUGCUUGAGGAAGGAAAUGAAGUAACAAUAGUGUAACAUUUGUGUGUCCUCUAAAACAUAGCAAAAACGGGGUCUCUUUGUUGUGUGGCUGCGAGGCCACAUGGAUCGACUGCAACCAGCGGGGAAUGGUCCACGGGCCCGCACGAUCCUUACUGGAGAACUAAUUCGAGCUUCUCCCCACCGCCUACAAGGUGGGAUUUCCGGUUCCAAUCUGAAGCAUUGUCGUCGGGUUCUCAUGACGGGCCCCACUUACACGGAUCAUCGGCUUCGUCGAACAGCAGAGAAAGUAGGAGCUGGGGAAGGAGAAACCAAUUGACAAACCACCACUAUCUUGUAUCUGAUGCUGUUGGUGCAUACUAUAGCAGCCCAUCUGAUAACUCUCCCAUUCAGCAGUGGACUCCCCCUGUAAUACAAGACAUCAGCCACGGUGAUUAUGACACUUCUAGGCAAGUUUUGAGGCCUUCAUCCUUCUCAUUGACGAUGGAGGGAAAUUCGAAUGCUAGGGAUGGAAGAGGCUCAACUUCUUCCCGAUCUGAAAGUAGCGACAGCGAAUCCAUAGCCAAAUCACAUUCCUCUCACCGUAACUUUCCAAGUUACCGCUACUUCAUGUCCAAACCCAUUCACCCGCUCUCACUUCCACCCAAAACACCCAAAAGAGGACCGGUUCCAGCUUCUGAACUUGGAUCACCCACUCCUCUGGGAGAGAAACACCGCUCCAGCAGUGCAAGUAUCAGUGUUGACCUCACCGAGGAGGAUCCCGACCCGCCCCUUGAACCCGAACGACCUGUGGGUAGCUCUCUCACUGUUUCGGACAGUCCCAUAAAAUGCAGCUUGUGUAAUAGGUAUCUCUCGCAGAGGUCUCCUUGGAGUGCCCGGCGAAUUGUCCGGACCAGCGACAUGCCGGUCGCCGGCGUGCUUUCUUGCUGCCACGUGUUCCAUGCGGAAUGCUUGGACCAAACAACGCCCAAGGCACGUAAGACCGAUCCUCCAUGCCCGGUUUGUGUUGAUGGGUCCCGUAACACCAUUCUGUCACUUAACCGUAGCCGGAUUAGGAAGAGCAUGUCAUUGAAGGGCAAUAUGGGUAAAGAGUUUCCGGGGAGGUUGGGGAGAAUCAGCCCGUUUUCUUCGCAGUCGUUUGUGGAGUCGAUGGAUCAUGCCGCCCUUUAGUCUCUUGGGAAUAUGAUUUGAUGAUAUUUUGGCCCUUCUCAGUUAAUGAUGAUGAUGAAAAUGGCUUUGGUUUAAUCCUGUUGUAGUCUUUGUUUAGGGGAAAUUGUUGUAAGAUCAUGUAAAUGAAAACCAGCAUCUCUAAUGUUUUUUAUUCUCAAUUGUCUUGUUUUUUUGGAUGGCUUUGGCAAAUGAAAUUGUUUUGCUCUGUUUUUAUCACCCUAAAAUAGUCCUGUUUUUCCCCUCAUUACUUAUUGUGGAUUACAGGGAAAAGCCUUAAUCUAAGUCACUUCCAAACCCAUUUCCGGCCUUCCAUCACUCCGUGCCCUAGGCUAUUGGUUCCGAACCAGGAGACCCGAUCGAGGCCCACUCUUGGAGCAAUUAGGCCUCUUAAUGGUUCAGAUGUCUGAAUGGUUCAGCACUUAAUGGUUCAGACUGUUUGUUUCAGCCUCUUAAUGGUUCAGAUGUCUGAAUGGUUAAGAGAUUUGCCUCUGAAUGGUUAAGUAUUAUACAGAGUCUGAAUGGUUAAGACCUCUAAUCUGAAUUGAUCAGACAUUUGCCUCUGAAUAGUUAAGCAAUAUACUAGCUCUUAAUGG